CGCAAGGAGGCGGGUCGGGUCCGAGGCGGGUCGGGUCCAGGACGUCAGGGGCGCCUGCCCAGGAUAAAAAAUGUCGAUACUCACUUCUCCAAGAGGAAAGGCGGAAGUGGUUCACUGCCGAAGAACACAGUCACACGAUAUUUACUGUAUCAAAAACCUCAUUAGAAAAUUUACCCAGAAGCUGUUUGGGAAUCUCAACGUCAUCCAUCUUCUGGAAAAGGCAAACCUUGCCAUUACCCUCCACAAUGACCAGGAGGAGAUCAUGGCCCAGGCCACCUUUCUGGACUAUCCCAACUGGAAUAUCGCCCGGCAGCAUGACUGGGUGUCCGUGUUCCGGGAGCUGGACAGUGAAAUCCCGUGCACACCUCUGAACACGCUGUUCAUGCACCUCUUUGUGGCCGUGGAUGAGUAUUCUGUCGGCUGCUGCAAAGAGAUUAUUCGGACCGUGUUUAGGGAAGUGCCAGAGCUCCACUUCAUCUUUCUCAUUGUGCCGUCCUACAUGAGCCUCGGCUCGACGCUCAUAACUGUGUUUGAGCAAGUGGGGAACGCGCCGAGCCUGCUGUGUGACGAGGACUUCACGGUGCACGUGUGUCACAGGCACAGCCACCGCCCUCAGCUGCACAUUCGCGAAGCCAGGGUGGAAGACCACGACGACCUCAUGCCAAUAUUUCUGCGCCACGACACGGUCCUGAGGGAGACCUACGGCGAAUACUUCCUGGGUGAGCUCAUAGAGGCCGGAGACGAAGAGAACCACGCGGUCGUGUGCGAGGUGCGUGUGAGCCCCCGAGGGGUGUGGGGAGUGAGCAGCGUCGCCCCUGGUUUUGCUGCCGUCGCCUCCCCUGCCGUGCCCUCCUGCGCGGUGUGCCAUCCCCCGCCUCCCAGUGUCCCUGCUUUAGGGUUGGGGAGGCCCUUCCCGAUGCCAGUCUUAACAGGCUCGAGCUUGCGCUGGACGCGGCUGACUCCGAGUUCUUGGAAAGCAGCAGCGGGAGAGGAGGUGUCCGCCGCCCCUGGCCCCAUGGCUUCCGCUGCGAUGCUUCGAAAUGAGAAGACGGGGCAGCAGGCCCCGCUGGGAGCGCAGGCUCUGGGUGCCUCCUGCGUCUACGAGGCGCUGCGCGUCCUAGGGCUGCUCCGAGCAGAGGUCAGGGCCUCGGGGUGUCACUUUAUCCCCGUGGUGCGGAUGAGGCCAGGGAGAGGUGGAAAGUGGGGCGGGCCGCGGAGACCCCGUUCUGCCCACUCCCGGCGCUGCCCCCAGCAGGGUGACUCUUCCGACGCUGCGGUGUGGUCACCACGCCGUCCCUGUAGGUGCGAAUCAUCUCUCUUCUGUCCUCACACCCCUCUUUCUCUCCAAGGUGCUGAGCUCGGGAGGAGCAGCCAGGACACCCAGAGAACAGAGGAGGAGCCACAGGAAGCUGUCUCCCCGGAGGCCAGGGAGCGUGUGCAGGGAAGAAUCACUAAAGACGCUGCAGUGGAGGAGGCUUCAUCACCGGUCCCGAGUGGAAACACUGGCGAAGUGGAGGACACAGGAAAGCUCAGCCAGGAGCACAGCGCAGAUGACGUGGGUUACUCGGUCAGCACCGCGAGCUCAGCAUCCGUGUCUCUGCCCGAGGAGACCGGCUCCUUCCGCCCCACCUACAGGGGAGCCUCGGCCGCCUUCCGUAUCCAGCUCUUCUGUGUCGACGAGAAGUACGAGGCGAGGUCCCUGGACUUCAUGAAUUUUGUUUUCGGUCUUUUUCCUGACAAGAACUUCUGUGUCAUCUCCCUGCCGCACCUCACCCCCGAGUUUGUCCUCAUCCAGAACUUCGUGAAGGCGGUCCCCUUCAGCACCUGCACCCUGGAGCAGGACCUCUACAUCUUCCACCGGGCCGGAUUGCUCAAGUCCAUCACUAUAAGAUUAGCCACUGUCUCGGAUACUCCCGGGGUUGAAAAGCUUGUCAGCACCCUCAUGCUGAACGAAAGCAUAUUGGAGGAUUUGAAGCAAUACAACGAGGCUCGCAGGGACCCUGACGGGACGCCCCUGCAGGUGUUUGUGGCCGAAGUUGCAGAGCAAGUGGCGGGCGUCGCGGUGAUCAGAGAUGAGAUGGACAUCGAGUACAUACGAUCCCAUUACAACAUUGAAGAUUUCAUCUACUUCAGCCACCACCAGCGCGAGGAGCACGGGCGCCUGUACCACUUUGCCCUGAACCCCGUCUUUCGGCACUACACCAAGUUUUUUCUGAAGGAGAUCCUCCGCUUAGGGUACAAGUCCUGCCUCUACUACGCUGUGUACCCGCAGGCCAAGGAAGGCAAGGUCCAGCGCUCCGGCGCGCGCUCGCUGACGUCCGCCCUGCAUUACUUGGUUCCCGUGCGGCCGCGACGACAGAUUGUCUACCCUCUGGAAAAGCUUGGCACCAACGCUCCAUCAAAGGAGGUCUCCAAGGACGCGGUGAGUUACGCCUUGAACCAUACAAACAGAAAACUAACGUUGGAACCAAAAAUAACUAUCAACGCCAAGAUUGUCGUGGUCGGUGCGUCCAGCGUUGGAAUUUCCUUCCUAGACACACUGGUGUUCUGCUCUCACCUGAAGUUUAGCAACCUCACCCUGAUUUCAACGCACGGACUCCCAGGGAAAAAACUUCUGGGCAGCGAGCAACGAAAGUUUCUAGCAAGCGACCACUGCUUUAAUGACCGAGAUCACGCGGUGCUGUCGCUGUGCUCCUGGGUCAGCGUGGUGGUCGGCAGGAUGACCGCCAUAGACCGGGCAGCCAAGCGCGUCAUGGUGUCCGGAGAGGAAGUCGUUCUCUACGACCACCUCGUCCUCUGCACCGGGCUGCAGUACCAGGUCCCAUGCCCUACAGGGGCUGAUAUUAGCCAACACCCAACGAACAGAGAGGUUCUGGACAGCAGUAGGCGGAGGUACACCGGUCCAGUUCCCCGCAAUCAUUUCACCCUCAACGACGAAGAAGAUUGCUUAAGGGCCCUGACUUGGAUAAGGAACAACUCCAUCACCACAGAAGGGCAUGUCAUUGUCUACGGGAACACAAUUGACACGUACACGACGGUGGAGGUGCUCCUGAGCGUCGGCGUGCGGGGCUCCCACAUCCACCUGGUGCAGCACCCACCCACCUCCACCAUCACCUGCAUCAACAACUACUCAGUGGAAAGCGCGGUGGAGGACGCGCUCAGGGCAGCGGGGGUGACUGUGUACCGGGACGCGCUCCUGGCUCAGUGGAACGACGGCCAGGACCCUGACCCCAUCCGCAGCGCCAGCUUCACCACGCCCACCAAGCCCUUCACGCUCCCCUGCUCAGUGUUCUUCAGCUUCUGUGAGAAGAACGUGGAUUACGAGACAUUUAAAGCGUUCAACGACGCCUGCCUCGUCUAUGACGGCCGACUUGUGAUUGACGCCAGCUUCCACACCAACGACAUAGCCAUCAGGGCUGCCGGCCCCCUCACCAAAUUCUCCAAUAGAUACUACUCCAACGAGUGGGCUCACAGCAGCUUCAAUUCCAAAGAGAUUGGCUUCCAGCUGGCCGCAGCCAUGCUCAGUCUCUUUGACCCGACCCUCGAGCCUGUGACCGAGCCGCCGGCUGACCUUGACCGACUCAUCCCCAUGUACAAGGGAGCCAAGGUCAAAGGAGGCGUUCUUCCCGGGUCUUACCACUACCUGCACAUCGCCAAGCCUGCCAUCCCAACGCCCUUGGAGGUGCAAAUGGCGCAGUCCGAUUUUGGUGUAGAAAUAGUAACAGGCAACGCGAAAGGUGGGAAUUACUUCCGGAUCCACAUCAACAGGUAUAAGAUGGUGGAGACCAUCACGUGCCUCUCGAAAGUGCCCUUCCCUGCCGCCAACUACAUCCGCCUGUUUGGCCAGCACGAGCAAGCCCUCAACAACCUGUGCGCUCGGUACGAGGAAGGGCUGGUCCCCGACCUCUACAGCUACUUCACGGAGCCGUGGUGCAUGGCCCUCUUUCACGAUCGUUUUAUUGAUCUCAGGAAGGAGUUGCGCCAAAUCUUAUCCUCCAAGGAGGGGGAAAGCCUUCCUUCCAUAGAAGAGUUAGCCCGGCAGAUGGAAGAUGAGGAGAUUAACCUGCCCGAGAAGCCCAGGACGUACCUCAAACGAGUUUUCCGGGAGAGCAUCUACAAGCCGCUGGUGGAGCGGAGCAUCCUUGACUACCUGCGCUAUAAUCACUACCACCUGCCCAUGUACGCGUGGCCAGGCAUCAUUUAGCUGCGGCCGCCGUCUCCGCGUGAUCGUUUCCGCACGUGUCGCCCGGGGGAGCGCUGUGUGGGAACAGGAAACCUCUGAAGCCCGGCUGCACCAUCGGACACCGGCUUGGUUUGGUCCUUUCUCCUCCGCGCCCACCUCUGCCUGUAGUUUUCUAUCUUCCCAGUAGGUGGCGCACGGCAGCGCCUCUCGAUCCUGGGGCAGGGAGCCGCUCCACCAACGCCAGGCGUGCUCCCGGGCAGAGACACGCAUGUUAGCAAUAAAGUGGGAUCGUACCGUUGUCUUUACCUUGGGCGUGAUUCUGCUUGGUUUCCUGAAAAGUCCUGUGAGUCCCUUACACGUCUACCCCAUCAUACUCGGAGGGCGAUUAAAAAAA
Vicugna pacos (alpaca) is the source of this 4577-nucleotide messenger RNA. Lineage: Eukaryota; Metazoa; Chordata; Mammalia; Artiodactyla; Camelidae. The record is from RefSeq and is a predicted model, not a curated record.